AUGCCACCUUCGUCCACCUCAUCAACUGUGGCAACUCCUUCUACCAACGGCCUCUCAACAUCUUCACCGUCCUCCAUGAAGACGACACCUAAUGGCUCCAAAACGGAACCCAAGCCCAUCAAACUCAGGGCUGCCUGUAACCACUGUUUCUCGGCAAAGGUAAUAUGCUUGGACCCCUUGCUACUCGCGAUCUCCUCCACUAACAUGGAUGGAACCAGCGAAUCUCGAGUCGGGAAAGUGGUGGGCAAACGACGAAAGCGACCCAUUGACGACUCGAUCGGCACCAUCAACUCCCAGUCGUGGAUCAUCCAUAAUUCGCUCCCUAUACAGUCUAUCCCGUCACCAGCUACCACCCAUGGCUCAGACGAACCGGGCAGGAGCCAGGGCAACCCCCCUACCUGGUCCUCCUUUAUCGUCAACGGUGAUCCAGGAUUUUUAACUUUCGACGAAGCUACAGAGUCAAUGGGCGCUUUGGAUAUGGCAGACAAUCGAAGUUACUCAAUAGCCAGUGACCUCAGCUUUUUCAACAACAGCGGACUACCUACACCGGGACUCAGUCCUCCUCAAUUUACCCGAUAUCUGUCACCCGCUCAACUGGAAACCCGACCUUUGUCGAGACAGUCUUCGUGUCCGGUUGACCCGUUAAAGCUACAGCCCCCAGUUUAUGGCGCACCACUUCCUCGAAACGGCGAGCCGGGGCUGGAAGAUGAAGAGACUGUGUGCAUCAAGUUGCUCGCCCAUCUCAAAAAGCAUUCGUCCGAUGAGUCCCAGCCACGGGAGAUGCAAAUUGAGCUAUUGAAGAAGAGCAACGCUGCUGUACGGAGGAUAUUACGCAGCAAAUCGGUCCGAGCUGACUACUCGUGCCACUUGCUACUCUCAAACAUCAUCAAUCACCUGGUUCGGUUGUGUGAGCGACUUUGCCAAGGUAGACUGGAGGAGUGUGGUCUUGUGCACAUGGAGUGUCAAUUCCUCCAAGAACAAGUCCACUUUGAGGCCAUGCCAGGCUUCUUCGACACCCUUGUCCCGUCAGCUGCUCCCACGCCAGACCAGGACCUGCUGGGGAGUCUGGUCAAAGAGGUAAUUGUGUUCACUUCGAUAGUAGGGGAUUUUCUGAAGAAAAAGCCGCUCUAUGGGUUUCAACAUCUCGGUCGGCACGAGACAUUUCAUGUGGAGUUAGAACAGAGGCUGAAGAAAGCCAGUGUCUUGCUGAAACCCUGA
This is a messenger RNA of Fonsecaea nubica, 1218 nucleotides long. RefSeq lists its product as hypothetical. The transcript is spliced from 2 exons. The record is from RefSeq and is a predicted model, not a curated record. Lineage: Eukaryota; Fungi; Ascomycota; Eurotiomycetes; Chaetothyriales; Herpotrichiellaceae. The coding region runs from base 1 to 1218 and encodes 405 amino acids.